Papilio machaon (common yellow swallowtail) is the source of this 1529-nucleotide messenger RNA. RefSeq names its product probable methyltransferase-like protein 25. The transcript is spliced from 3 exons. The record is from RefSeq and is a predicted model, not a curated record. Bases 10 to 1359 code for a protein of 449 amino acids. Lineage: Eukaryota; Metazoa; Arthropoda; Insecta; Lepidoptera; Papilionidae.
UCGUGACAAAUGUCUCUGCCGGUACAUUUUGACAGUUACGAAGGCUACUUCGAUGCCUGCACUCAAUUCUUCGAAGAAUAUGAAAACUUGUAUAAUUUUGCUAAUACUGACGUUCUUGUUAAGGGCAUUAUAGACGGCAUAUGCAUCGAUAAUUUUAAAGACGUUGAUGUAUUUGAACCUGAUUUUGACCUUCGAAGUGAAACAGAAGAUAUUGAAGUAUUUAAUGAUUUUUUUAAUAAAUUGGAUAAGCUUCAAGUUGAAUAUAAUAAUGUAGAAUUGAAUACGGAAUAUAAGAUUAAUGCACCUUUGGGACCGAAGAAGAAACAUGAAAUUAUUUGCUUAGCGAAGGAAAUAGGUAGACUUUGCGAUAAUAUCGGAUGCGAUACCGUCGUCGAUUUUGGAUCAGGAUUGGGAUAUCUGGAUCAAGUCAUAUUUGACAUGACUCAUUACAAUGUAUUAGGCUUGGAGUGCAAUGAAAGUCAUUAUGUUGGUGCGAAGAAACGGCAAAAUAAAUACCAUAUUGAUUCUACCAGUUGCGUCAAGUUUAUCAAACACAGGAUUACCGAGCAUUCUCAUAUAAACCUGAAGGAUUUUUUGAGCGAUAAAUUUCAAAAUUGCAACAGUUUUUGUAUAACUGGUCUCCAUGCAUGUGCAGAUUUAACAGUUGACGCAAUGAACAUAUUUUUAAAAAUGGAGAAUGCUCGAGCUAUGAUCUUAAUGCCGUGCUGUUAUCAUAAAAUGCGAAUUGAAAAUUUGUCAGAUGGCAAAUUCUCUAAUUUUCCUCUAAGUAACUGUCUAAAGGAAGUUUAUUUCAAAAAAAGAGGGUUUGAGUACAUGAAAAUACCGUUUUUAAGGUUAGCGGCACAACCGCAACUUACUAGUCAAAGUGACAUAAGAAAUUUAGUUUUCAAUUUACUCGCCAGAGCCGUAUUACAAAUAUAUGCAUGCAAAUAUAACUAUAAAAUAAAAAGAAAAAAACGUAAAGCUGUGAGAGUCAAGACGAUACUCAACAAUUUUGAAAGUUAUGCACAAGAUGCUUGCACUGAAGGAUUUUUAUUUAUGCAAGAAAAUUUAGAAAUAGAUCAUUUCAAUGAAUCCAUUUUUUAUAAUAAACCGUUUGAUGCGAAAGUUGCAGUCGAGGAAUUAAAUUCAAUUUGGCAUGAUUUAUCACCAGUGACAUUUAAAAAGGCCGCCAUAUUUAUAUUACUACAAAAUCAAUUACAACCUAUUAUCGAAAACUUUAUUUUACUUGACAGAAUUGUGUACUUAAAGGAGAAUGGCUUAUUGAAUACAACUUGUAGAAAAAUUGUAAAUGCCAAUAUAUCACCUAGGUGUUUGGCUUUAUAUGCUCACAAAUAAACAUGAAAAAAAACUAAGAUACAGUUGUAUUAUUUAAUAAGGAAACAUUGAAAUAAAAACAUUGUCAUAUUGUAUAAAUCAUAUUUUGUUUGAAUGUUUCAACCACUGAUUUAUAAUCCAUAGAUAGAUGGAAUAUUCCACAUAAAUCCGACGUUUAUAGUGUGUCGCCU